Molecule: messenger RNA, 1581 nt
Organism: Filobasidium floriforme
Lineage: Eukaryota; Fungi; Basidiomycota; Tremellomycetes; Filobasidiales; Filobasidiaceae
Exons: 4
Coding region: 1-1581 (526 amino acids)
Source: RefSeq, a predicted model, not a curated record
AUGGAUACUCCUCGGUUCAGGUUCGGAAGUGGUAGCAGACCGGUAGCCUCGACAUCACAGCCUAUACGGCGGAAUGGCGAAUCUUCGAGCUCGACCGGGGUCAACGAUCUGCUAGGCAAGCUUAGGCGAGUCUACCAUGGUCGACAUAGGAGGAACCUGUUGCAAAGGCAGAUCAAGGCGAACGAGACGAUCAGGCAGGACGAGGCGGAUUACGAGACUGUCAAUCAGGUGGUAGUCGAUCGGACCGUCCUCCCCUCCGAGUUACUUACAGCCCCGCCUUCCGCCUCCGGAUCGAGCUCCUCGAACGUAGGCCGUCGGCGAACCCCAGGACCUCGAGCGCCUGAAUCUUGGAAAUAUCUCGCCCCGUCUACCUCAUCACGGCCAAAUCCAGCUUCCACAUCUCAAGAUCUUUCUGACUAUGGAAAUGGACGCAAGUGGUCUGCGGAGAGGAGGAGCCAGGUGUACUCUCUCUGGGCGGAACGGGUCUUGAAGAAGCGGUUGAAUCUGGACGAGACGAUCUUGCCCAGUGGCUUGCAGCUUUGGACGGAACCCAAGCCGGGUGAAGAGGAUAGACCGCAGCCGGAAGACGAGGGUGCAUCGGGGAAAGGCGUUCGAUCUCUGGUCUCGCAUUGCUUAACGGUCUUGGCUUAUCACCUCGACCCUGUCCUUCCGGAUGAUCUUUCUACAAACGGGGUGAAAGAGUCUUCCUGGCUCACCACGGAUGAAGGCAAGAUGACGCUGCGGCAGCGGCUGAGGGUACCUCUGAUGGUUCAUGCCGCGUUUGCGGGGAGUAGCGGGUGGAAUGGGAUGUUUGAGCUGUUCGAGCCAUCGAGAUCUAUCACUCGGGACACCGGAUGGAAGACGGAUGACGAAGAAGACGGACAGGAUUGGGAUGAUUCGGGGCCCGAGGAGGAUGAGGACAACCCUGGCUCGGAAUUCGCUGCGGAAGGACUACCCGUGCUGGACCUCUCCUUCGUACCACUCCCUUCGACGGCACGUAGGCGAUUCAGCGAGAUAUGCGGCGAUGCACUCAAUUUGAGCAACUUGACUUCGUUAUCGUUUGCCGGAUGCGGGUUGGCGAUGGAAGAUAUUGUCGAACUCUUGACCCGGAAGCAGGGCGGGAGAGGUCAGGCGGGGAAAGCGAACGGGCUUUUAGGGUUGAGGCUGAAGGACCUGAGUUUGGCCGGGGUAGGAGCGAGGACCGAGGACGGGUUGAUACAGGCCUUGAAGCGGAUCUCGACCUCUUUCACCGCGCUCGAGUUUCUGGACUUGUCGUACGCGAGGUCAUUCUCGGCCGAAACCGGCAACGAGACGGGUAUGCUAGCGCUAUGUACCCUGUUCACCAAGCCGCCUUACACGGAUGCGAUGGAACGAGAAGGACUCGCCCCGGACGAUCGACCUCGUCUCCCAGCACUGAGCGUCUUGGGCUUCCGCGAAAACAUCCCGCACAUGAGGGUCACGAUACCCGUCAAGGAUUACCUGAGGGAUAUGAUCAUCGAUUUUGGGCUGAGGCGUCGAAUUGUGCUCGCCAAAAUGAGAGAGAUUCGGACGGGGGGAUAUGUAGAUGUCAUCCUCGAGUGA